CCCUUGAACUUUGUUUGCAUUUGACGAAUAAGAUUGAGGCCAACAUUAUCCAGGCAACGUUUUAUAUUCCUAAUUUGUUGGAUUUGAUUAUUUAAUUUGUUCUUAAUGUUGAGACCAUGAAAAAGAUUGAAAAAAUUGAAAAUGUGUGCGUUGUUGUACUUGGCGAUAUUGGUCGAAGCCCACGAAUGCAAUAUCAUGUAAAAAGUCUCUCCGAAACGCGGUUCAUUGUUGAUGUGAUCGGUUAUGUCGAGUCACAACCACUGGAGGAUUUGACAUGCAAUCCAAAUGUGAGAAUUCAUCCGUUGAGUCCGUUCCCUGAGCUAAAUCUCACUAAUGUGCUAAAGUACGCAUUUAAGACAAUCUGGCAAGCGUUAACUUUACUGAUGGCCCUGAUUAGCAUCAGAAGACCUAAGUUUAUUCUGUGUCAGAAUCCACCAGCUAUUCCUGCGUUGGUCAUAUGUCAUAUAUAUUGCUUAUUUGCCCGAUCAAAGGUUAUCGUCGAUUGGCACAACUAUACGCAUACAAUUCUUGCAAUUACUUCAACGCCGAAUGCUCCUAUCGUGAGAUUGGCCAAGAUAGUCGAGCGUCGUUUUGGACAGAAGGCUGCGGCUAGUUUUUGUGUGACACGUGCGAUGCAACAGGAUCUGUUGGAAAAUUGGAAUAUUCCUGCAACAGUACUAUAUGAUCGUCCACCAUCACAAUUUCGACCGACCACAAUUAAGGAAAAGCACGAACUUUUCCUUCGACUGUCAAAAUCUAUCCAGGAAUUCAAAUGCAGCGAUCUUGUUUUGGCUAGCGAAAGUGAAAUUGAGAAUGCUUCAGCUUUUACCGUGAAAUAUUCUGAUGGCACAAUCAAGUAUAGACCCGAUCGAUCGGGUCUAUUGAUAUCUAGUACCAGUUGGACCUCAGACGAAGACUUCGGUAUACUAUUGAUUGCUUUGGAAUUGUACGACGAAAAGGCCAUUAAAAAUCCAAAGCUUUAUCCUCAUCUUAUAUGUGUCAUAACGGGCAAAGGACCAUUGAAAGAACAUUAUAGAUCGCUGAUGAAAGAUAAAGCCUGGAAAAAAGUUACUGUCAUCACUCCUUGGUUAGAAAACGCCGAUUAUCCACAACUUCUAGCCGCUGGAGAUUUAGGAGUGUGCCUUCACUAUAGCUCAAGUGGCUUGGAUUUACCAAUGAAAGUAGUUGAUAUGUUUGGGUCUGGAUUGCCCGUCUGUGCCCUAAAGUUUGCCUGCCUCGAUGAACUUGUACAACAAGGCCAAAAUGGUUGGGUUUUUGAAACAUCAGCUGAAUUGUCGGAUCUGAUUGGAAAAUGGUUCCACGAUUUCCCAAACAACAGUCUCAUAACCGAAGAAAAGAGACGGAUAAGUAAGCAACUCAACGAGUUCCAACAACUGAGAUGGGCUGAUAACUGGAAAAAAAUUGUCCUACCAUCUUUGGAGUUACUGUAAUUGCCUAUGUGCCUGUUUAACUUAUGACAUUAAGGAAUAACGUGAUUAGAUUAGUUUGUAUAUAUUACGAAUUGAUUAAAUAUAUAUUUUGACAGUUGUUAAGGUUGCACAGAGA
Messenger RNA from Topomyia yanbarensis, 1566 nucleotides. It is a transcript of the gene Alg1, whose product is annotated as chitobiosyldiphosphodolichol beta-mannosyltransferase. The coding region runs from base 117 to 1451 and encodes 444 amino acids. Gene Ontology annotation, molecular function: mannosyltransferase activity. Gene Ontology annotation, cellular component: endoplasmic reticulum. The transcript has 3 exons. NCBI's taxonomy places the organism in Eukaryota, Metazoa, Arthropoda, Insecta, Diptera, Culicidae. The record is from RefSeq and is a predicted model, not a curated record.